Molecule: messenger RNA, 776 nt
Organism: Leptomonas pyrrhocoris
Lineage: Eukaryota; Euglenozoa; Kinetoplastea; Trypanosomatida; Trypanosomatidae
Exons: 1
Coding region: 78-776 (232 amino acids)
Source: RefSeq, a predicted model, not a curated record
GCUCUGCGUGUACGCUAAAGGAGAGCUGAGAUUUGUUUUUUUUUGGCGAAAUAGCCGUGCGUUUGUGGUGCGCCGUCAUGUUGGCCGUUGUGAGGGAGCACGCGAAGUCCCUGAGGGCGUGGGUCUACGAUUUGUGCAUCGUGCCCAUGACGUCGCGGUGGUAUCGCGAGGUGCUUCUAGAAUGCCCCGUGAACACCAGCAUGCUGGACGUUGGAGUUGGCACGGCGACGAGCUUAAUUGCGAAUCGCGACAUCAUUGUCAGUAAGCAGAUGACGGUGACGGGUGUGGACUACGAUGCGGCAUACGUGCGCAGCGCACAGGCGAACGUUGCCGCGUGUGGUGGCAGCCUGCAGGAUGUGAUCAAGACGGAGCAGGCCGACAUCCACGAAUACAACAAGUCCCACAAAGUGAAGUUCGACAUCAUCUACUUCUCCGGCAGUUUCAUGAUUAUUCCCCGGCAGGCAGAAGCCCUGAGACACUGUGUGCAGAUGCUGCGUAGCCCUGUUCCGAAGGUGCCCGACGGCUGCAACAUCUUCUUUACGCAAACUUUUGAGAAACGCACGUUUAUCGGCCUCUACGUCACUCCCUUCGUGAAGCGCUUUUUGAAAGCCGUGACGACGAUCGACUUUGGCGAGGUCACCUACGAAGAUGACUUUCGCGCUGCCUUGGAGGAGGCGGACGUUGACAUUGUGCGUGUGAGGGCCAUCUCCUCCUCUUAUUUUCGCACCCAAACUGUCGUCAUGGCACGUCCGCGGGUGUCGUUGAAGCGGGAGUGA